Miniopterus natalensis is the source of this 3671-nucleotide messenger RNA. The record is from RefSeq and is a predicted model, not a curated record. Lineage: Eukaryota; Metazoa; Chordata; Mammalia; Chiroptera; Miniopteridae.
GGCGCCUCGCACCCGGGCUCCCGGGCCCCCAACUCGGCGCUAUGACCGCGGCCGCCGCCUCCAACUGGGGGCUGAUCAUGAACAUAGUGAACAGCAUAGUAGGGGUCAGUGUCCUGACCAUGCCCUUCUGCUUCAAACAGUGUGGCAUCGUGCUGGGGGCCCUGCUCUUGGCGUUCUGCUCUUGGAUGACGCACCAGUCCUGCAUGUUCUUGGUGAAAGCCGCCAGCCUGAGCAAACGGAGGACCUACGCGGGCCUGGCGUUUCACGCCUACGGGAAAGCCGGGAAGAUGCUGGUGGAGACCAGCAUGAUUGGGCUGAUGCUGGGGACCUGCAUCGCCUUCUAUGUCGUCAUCGGUGACCUGGGGUCCAACUUCUUUGCUCCGCUGUUCGGGUUUCAGGUGACCGGCAAGUUCCGUGUGCUGCUGCUCUUCGCGGUGUCGCUGUGCAUCGUGCUGCCGCUGAGCCUGCAGCGGAACAUGAUGGCCUCCAUCCAGUCCUUCAGCGCCAUGGCCCUCCUCUUCUACACCGCGUUCAUGUUCGUGAUCCUGCUGUCCUCGCUCAAGCACGGCCUCUUCGGCGGGCAGUGGCUGUGGCGGGUCAGCUAUGUCCGCUGGGAGGGUGUCUUCCGCUGCAUCCCCAUCUUCGGCAUGUCCUUUGCCUGCCAGUCUCAGGUCCUGCCCACCUACGACAGCCUGGACGAGCCUUCGGUGAAAACCAUGAGUUCCAUAUUCGCCUCCUCCCUCAACGUGGUCACCACCUUCUACGUCAUGGUGGGGUUCUUCGGCUACGUGAGCUUCACCGAGACCAUCGCGGGCAAUGUGCUGAUGCACUUCCCCUCCAACCUGGUGACCCAGAUGAUCCGAGCGGGCUUCAUGAUGUCGGUGGCUGUGGGCUUCCCCAUGAUGAUCCUGCCCUGCAGGCAGGCCCUGAAUACUCUGCUGUUCGAGCAGCAGCAGCAGAAAGACGGGACCUUUGCGGCCGGGGGCUACAUGCCCCCCCUGCGGUUCAAGGCGCUCACCCUCUCGGUCGUGUUUGGAACCAUGGUCGGCGGGAUCAUGAUCCCCAACGUGGAGACGAUCCUAGGCCUCACGGGCGCGACCAUGGGGAGCCUCAUCUGCUUUGUCUGCCCGGCUAUGAUCUACAAGAAGGUUCACAAGAACACGCUCUUCUCCCAGGUGGUGCUCUGGGUCGGCCUGGGCAUCCUGGUGGUCAGCACAAUCACCACCUUGUCCGUGAGCGAGGAGAACCCUGUGGACUUGGAUUUGGCAAAGGAAGCCCCCGGCAGUUGGCUUAAAGAGGCUGAAGGCGGGAAGAAGGCAGAGGUGGCCCAGCUCCCAGGCCAGGAUCCCGCCGUGGACGUGGCUGCGGAUGCCCGAGAGAAGCCGAAGCUGCCACGCGAGAAGGACGAGGUAGAGCAGGCCCAGAUUAAGGGCCCGGUGGACGUGCCCCCGCGGGAGGCCGCCAAGGAGAAGCAGGAGGAGGCGCAGCUGGAUCGGCCCGGGCAAGGUGUGGCGGUGCCCAUGGGGGAGGCCCACCGCCACGAGCCCCCCGUCCCUCACGACAAGGUGGUGGUGGACCAGGGUCAGGACCGGGAAGCACCGGCGGAGAGAGAGCACGGAUCCCAGCACGCGGGCGAAAAGGCUCCAGGGGGCAAGGGCCAGGUGGUGCCACCUCUGCCGGACUCAGGGAGGGAGAGACGCGGACAGGCCCAGGCCCUGGAGGCAGCGGGGGGUCUCCCUGAAGUUAAGGUUCCAGAAGGAAAUGGGCAGCGGGCUGUGGAGCCUGUGAAGGAGGAGCCAGAGCCGGUGGUCAGAGAUCUGCGCCCAGGGCCCCAGGCAGUGCUCCCCGAGGGGCAGGACGCCCUGGGGGCAGGUGUGGACAGAAUGGAGGGGAUCCCGAUGCCAGACCAGGCCCCGGGGGCCGUGGGCAAGCCGGUGGAGAGCGAGCCAGGUGGGAAGCCAGCCCCCGGGGCCGGGCAGCAGGCAGAGCCUCGCUGGCAGAGGGACUCAGAGGGACAAGCCGGGGGCCAGGCCGGAGACCUUGCGGAGGGACAGGCCGGGGACCAUGCCGGCAGCAAGCUGGAGGCCCCAGAGGCCGGCAGAGUGGAGAUGCUGGACCAUGCAGUCCUGCUGCAGGUGAUCAAGGAGCAGCAGGUGCAGCAGAAGCGCCUCCUGGACCAGCAGGAGAAGCUGCUGGCGGUGAUUGAGGAGCAACACAAGGAGAUCCACCAGCAGCGGCAGGACGGCGAGGAUGUGGACGCACCAGCCGAGCUGGGGGUGGCUGCACCCAGGAGUAAGGAGCAGGAGGCCCACAACGGGGGGACCGUGGCGCAUCCCCCCCUACAGCUUUUGGAACCUGAGCACAGGGCUCCUGGGCAGCCCGCAGCUCUGCCCCAAGGACACAGCCAGCACUCCCUGGAGGAGCCCAAGGGGGCUGCAGGCAGAGCCCCAGCCGAUCCUCCCGGGGGUGUGGACACAGAACCCCGGGCAGCCCAGGCCAGACCAAGGGAAGGCCAGCAGGGCCCUGAGCAUCAUGUGGCUGUUGUGCAGGAUCAAGCCCCAGAGCUGGGCCUCCCUGGGGCUCCGAGGGGCCCAGAGAAGCAUCAUGCUGAGGGCCCAGCUGGACAGAGUCUAGACAUUCUUAGCAGAGGCUCUCAGGAGAGGAACAAAUCCAAUAAGGAGGCGGCAGCCGCUGGGGACCCUCACGUGAAGCCCCAGCAAGUGAGCCAAGACCGGAGACCUGCAGGCCUGCCUAGCAGGUUGGGAGGAGCAGCCCCUCUGGCCCAGGCUGUGUUACAUCAGCCGGAACUCCCAGCCGUCUCUGCCAGGGGUCAGGGAGGUUACCCAGAGGCAAGAAAGGACGCCCCUGGUGGGGACCACGUGGGCGGGGAGCAUGCGCCUGCUCCCAUGGAGAACGCCGCCAUCCAAGAGCCCGAGCAGAGGCCAGACCCUGAGCUCGGGCCCAAACAGGCCAUGCCUGGGGCGCAGAAGCCGGACAACUCCAAACUGAACCGGGACCUGAAAGUUCAGGUGGGCGCUGACCUGAGGAGGAGACGUCGGCACGUGGCUCCUCACGCAGACGGGGAGCCGGCCCCCAACGAGGGCGUCAUCAUCAGCUUCGAUCCCCUGUCCGACGUGCAGGUCAAUGACCUCCGCAGUGCCCUGGACACCCAGCUCCGCCAGGCGGCAGGGGGUGCCUUGCGUGUGGUCCACAGCCGCCAGAUCAAGCAGUUGCCCGGGGCCCUAGAGGAGGCCUGAGCGCUCGCACGUGGCUGCCAUCCUCCCGGUCAGUUGGUCUCACGCAGCCGUGGCUGGGCCGCGGUGACCCUGGCGCUCAGUGGGUGCCGAGUCAUGCUUAAGUGGCAGUCUGGAAGCUGUCUCACUGCAUCCUUUCCCAGAGUGGGCUCUGCCAUCAUGGACGCAGCUCUUGUCCAGGUGACCAAGCUCACUGCGGCCACCACUGGACUCCUCGUGACCACCCCUCCGUGUUCUGAAACAGUGGGUCCAUGCAGCUGUGGGGGCCGAGUGAGGGUGGUGCCAUCUAGUGCUGACCUGUCCCAGCUCACGGCUGUGGGACCAGCCCUGGCCGCAGACCUCGUUACUCCACAUUCCACUUGUCUCCGUUCCGGGUGUUGUAGAAAAUCUUAAUAAACACCUUUCUUGACCCACAAA